AUGGCAUACAGAGUACUGGGUAGAUGGACAGGCUGCUACGCUGCCAGCUGCUACUCUGCCAGCUGCUACGCUGCCAGCUGCUACGCUGCCAGCUGCUACUCUGCCAGCUGCUACUCUGCCAGCUGCUACCCUGCCUGCUGCUACUCUGCCAGCUUCUACCCUGUCAGCUGCUACCCUGCCAGCUGCUACUCUGCCAUCUGCUACCCUGCCAGCUGCUACUCUGCCAGCUGCUACCCUGCCAGCUGCUACUCUGCCAUCUGCUACCCUGCCAGCUGCUACUCUGCCAUCUGCUACCCUGCCAGCUGCUACUCUGCCAUCUCCUACCCUGCCUUCUUCUACCCUGCCAUCCACUACCCUGCCAGCUGCUACUCUGCCAUCUCCUACCCUGCCUUCCUCUACCCUGCAAUCUGCUACCCUGCCAUCCACUACCCUGCCAUCUUCUACCCUGCCUCUACCCUGCAAGCUGCUACCCUGCUGUUAAACCAGAGUAGCCUAACCGGCAUGAUUAAAGAGGGAAGAGCAGCCUCCAGUACGUACGGAGGAUAA
Messenger RNA from Salmo salar (Atlantic salmon), 546 nucleotides. Lineage: Eukaryota; Metazoa; Chordata; Actinopteri; Salmoniformes; Salmonidae. The record is from RefSeq and is a predicted model, not a curated record.